AUGGACGGUGAUGUUGCAGUUGGAGUAAAGAGAAGCUCAGAUGAGUUGUUGUCUGGCAGUCUUUACAACAGUCCAAAUUCUUCCGUUACUGCAAAUGGAAGCGACAGCAAAAAACUGAGGGUGGAGGACAGCAUGGAUAGUCCACCCUCCAGGGUCAUCCACAUUCGGAAACUUCCAAAUGAAGUCUCUGAGACAGAAGUUAUUGCUUUGGGCUUGCCUUUUGGGAAGGUCACCAAUAUCUUGAUGCUGAAAGGCAAAAACCAGGCAUUCUUGGAGUUAGGAACGGAAGAGGCGGCAGUUACCAUGGUGAACUACUACACCGCAGUAACCCCUCAAGUGCGUAACGUUCCAGUGUUUAUCCAGUACUCAAACCACAAAGAGCUCAAGACCGACAGCGCGCUUAAUCAGCGUGCACAGGCUGUGCUGCAAGCGGUGUCUGCUGUUCAGGAAGGUGGCUCUCCAAAUUCAGACACAGCGGCCAGUGAGAGUGUGUUAACGCCCGCCCCUAGCCCAGUGCUCCGAAUAAUCAUUGACAACAUGUUCUAUCCAGUCACUCUGGAUGUGCUUCAGCAGAUAUUUUCCAAGUUUGGGACGGUCAUGAAGAUCAUCACUUUCACCAAAAACAAUCAGUUUCAAGCUCUGCUGCAGUUCAGUGACCCAGUGAAUGCACAGCAAGCUAAACUGUCUCUGGAUGGUCAGAACAUCUACAAUUCGUGCUGCACUCUGCGCAUUGACUUCUCUAAGUUGGUCAACUUGAAUGUGAAGUACAACAAUGAUAAAAGCCGAGACUACACCCGACCAGAGCUGCCAGCUGGCGACGGGCAGCCGGCUGUAGACCCAGCUGUGGCUGCCGCCCUCAACUCUGAUAACACGUUUUCCAUAAGUACUCAAUCUGGAAAGUUGGAUUCCUACUGUAGUGGUGGAGGCUUUCCGUUUUCUCUUUAUCUCUCGCAGGGCAGAGGUGCCAUCAGCCCACUGAGUGCAGCGGCUGCUGCAGCAGCGGCCGCGGGGAGGGUGGCCUUGUCCGGGCAUUCAGGCACCACUGGCGUGCUCCUGGUCAGCAACCUGAACGAAGAGAUGGUUACGCCCCAAAGUCUGUUUACCCUCUUCGGUGUCUACGGUGAUGCUCAGCGCGUGAAGAUACUCUACAAUAAGAAGGACAGUGCUCUCAUCCAGAUGGCUGAUGGGAAUCAGGCUCAACUAGCUAUGAGUCACCUGAACGGUCAGAAGAUGUAUGGGAAGAUCAUCCGCGUGACCCUGUCCAAACAUCAGACAGUGCAGUUGCCAAGAGAAGGGCUGGACGACCAGGGGCUCACCAAGGAUUUCACUAACUCUCCCCUUCACCGCUUUAAAAAGCCUGGCUCCAAGAACUUCCAGAACAUCUUCCCUCCGUCUGCCACCCUUCACCUCUCCAACAUCCCCACCGACGUGACUGAAGAGGACCUGCGUCUCCUGUUCUCAAACUCCGGCGGCACUGUGAAAGCCUUCAAGUUUUUUCAAGAUCGUAAAAUGGCGCUCCUGCAGAUGGCCACAGUGGAAGAGGCCAUUCAGGCCCUCAUCGAUCUCCACAACUACGACAUGGGGGACGGCCACCGCCUCAGGGUGUCCUUCUCCAAAUCCACCAUCUGAACAUGUCUCACUCUUUACGCCCUUGUGUGAUGUUCACCUCCUCAUGCUCCCCUCUCUCCCCUGGGGAGCUUACAGUGAAAUUCUUUUGUACAGUCAUUCCUUAAAUCCAUAUCGAAAGCAAGUGACAUAGGUGAGAACGUGUUGGGCUCACUAAUUUUUUGAAGAACUGCUCCCGAACCUCCUCCCAUUAUAUGUGUGUGUGUUAGGCAAGCCGUUUCCCCUCUGUCUCACAUUACUGAAGUAGAUCCCUCUUUUUAGUAUGGAUUGACAAAAUGUGCCUUACACAGCAAAAUAGUGUCAUCAUUUUGCUCAUUCAUAAUUAUACAGGUUGUAGAAGUAUAGGCACAUUAGGUUUGAUGGUGUAAGGAAUGUCUCUAACCCUUGCCCCCCCCCCCCCCC
Molecule: messenger RNA, 2028 nt
Organism: Chanos chanos (milkfish)
Lineage: Eukaryota; Metazoa; Chordata; Actinopteri; Gonorynchiformes; Chanidae
Gene: ptbp2b
Product: polypyrimidine tract binding protein 2b
Exons: 15
Coding region: 1-1629 (542 amino acids)
Biological process (GO): mRNA processing
Cellular component (GO): nucleus
Molecular function (GO): RNA binding
Source: RefSeq, a predicted model, not a curated record